Molecule: messenger RNA, 1696 nt
Organism: Branchiostoma floridae (Florida lancelet)
Lineage: Eukaryota; Metazoa; Chordata; Leptocardii; Amphioxiformes; Branchiostomatidae
Product: adaptin ear-binding coat-associated protein 1-like
Exons: 8
Coding region: 92-934 (280 amino acids)
Biological process (GO): endocytosis
Cellular component (GO): membrane; clathrin vesicle coat
Source: RefSeq, a predicted model, not a curated record
UAAUCUCAACCGCUAGGAGGCGUUGUUGAACGGUCCUACCUCAGGAACACAAUGGUUGCGUCCGUCUCCCACAAUCCCCGUAAAGAGGUCCAUGAUGGCGGACUACGAGUCGAUCGUGUGUGUGAAGCCGGAGGUUUUCGUCUACAGAAUCCCUCCCCGACCCUCCAACAGGGGCUACAGAGCGGCAGACUGGAAGUUGGAUGCUCCAGACUACACCGGACGGAUGAAAAUUGUCGCCAAGGGCAAAAACUGUGUCAUCAAAAUAGAGGACAAAAAUUCUGGUGAGUUGUUUGCCCAGGCCCCUGUGGAUGCGUAUCCGGGCGUGGCCGUGGAGUCGGUAACAGACUCCAGUAGGUAUUUCGUCAUCAGAGUCCAGGAUGAUUCAGGCCGCAGUGCGUUUAUCGGGAUGGGAUUUGGGGACAGAGGAGACUCGUUCGACUUUAAUGUUGCUCUACAGGAUCACUUCAAGUGGGUUCGGAAAAGUGAACAGAUAGAAAAGGAAGGCACGACAGACACCGGCCCCAAGCUGGACCUGGGCUUUAAGGAGGGACAAACCAUCACAAUCAACAUAGGGAAAAAGAAAAGUGGUUCCAAAGCAAAGCCCAGUGCAGGAGCAGGAGGGUUCCUCCCCCCACCCCCCGGGGGUAAAAUCCCCACCCUGACCCCACCCCCUGGGGGAGCUGCAGCCCCACCCCAGCAGCCACAGACAGCCACAGGUGGCUUAGGUGGUCUCAGCGGUCUCUCAGCCCCUCCCCCUAACCCCCCCGCCCCCAACCAACCAGCGCAAUCCAACGUCAAUUCACUCUUAGAUCUGGAUCCCUUUGCGUCAUCAUCGGCAAGUAACACGUCGUCAACCGGGGGUGACUGGGGAGACUUCGCAGGAGCUGGGUCUGGGAACAACAACCAGUCUGGCUCAAGCUGGGUGCAGUUCUGAUGGUAACAGCUAGGGGGCACUUCAUGAUAACCAACUUGAAUGGCAACUUCAUUCACUCCAUAUGCAUGUAGACUAUUCUCCACAAGAACUAUGUGCACUGUUAUAUAGGCCUUUGAAAUAUGCUGACAGUCUGAAAUUUGUGCCAUUUUAUUUUUAUUUUGAAAACAGUUUAGAGACUGUGAAUACUUGCGUACUUCAAAAAAAGAAAUUUGAAUAUGUCACACUGCAUUCAUCUUCAUGAUAAGAGUAAAUUUUGACAAUAUUCGCAGAUUUCAACUUCAUUGAGCAUCAAAUAUUGUAUGAUCAAAUGUUGUCGUUUACGCAAUAAUCUGUAACCAAAAGACAAUAAUGAUAUGAACCAAGGAAGUUGAUUGUUUUGGCCUCACUUCACUACCAAUGUUGUGUAAGGCUUCAAAUCUUUUAGCUUGCAAUUGCAGGGGUGCAUAAGCAUUGUGCAAAUUUUCCCCAAACACAUAAAUCACUAUAUGAAUUCAUAUAAAUUUUGUGAAAAAUGCACAAAUCACUAUGCAAAACAAUUGAUCCUUAUAUGAAUUAAUAAUGCAUGAAUUUUUUGUGAUAUACAGAAAUCUUACGCAAACCGCUGCCUGCAUGGGUCACGUGACAAAUGAAAUGAAUAUUCAAGAUGGCAGCCACGAUCUUCGCCACAGGAAAAUACAAUGUGAGAUAGAGCAAAAUGAUCAUGAGUAGCUCACAGGCUAUUAAUAGAUAUAUAUUUGUGAUGGUAUAUCAUUAAUGCGAAGC